This is a messenger RNA of Penicillium subrubescens, 684 nucleotides long. Its product is annotated as ESCRT-III subunit protein DID4. NCBI's taxonomy places the organism in Eukaryota, Fungi, Ascomycota, Eurotiomycetes, Eurotiales, Aspergillaceae. Gene Ontology annotation, cellular component: ESCRT III complex; multivesicular body. Gene Ontology annotation, biological process: endosome transport via multivesicular body sorting pathway; protein transport; late endosome to vacuole transport. The record is from RefSeq and is a predicted model, not a curated record. The transcript is spliced from 5 exons. The coding region runs from base 1 to 684 and encodes 227 amino acids.
AUGAAUAUUGUUGAAUGGGCAUUUGGCAAGCGCAUGACGCCAGCGGAGCGUCUGCGCAAGCAUCAACGGGCCCUCGAUCGAACACAGCGCGAACUAGACCGAGAGCGCACAAAGCUGGAGAACCAAGAGAAGAAACUGGUGCAGGAUAUCAAGAAGAGUGCCAAGAAUGGCCAGCUUGGGGCUUGCAAGAUCCAGGCUAAGGACUUGGUUCGGACGAGAAGGUAUAUUCAGAAAUUCUACCAAAUGCGCACACAAUUACAGGCCAUCUCGCUGCGCAUCCAGACUGUUCGAAGCAAUGAGCAAAUGAUGCAGUCGAUGAAGGGCGCAACGAUGCUGUUAGGCAGUAUGAAUCGGCAAAUGAACCUCCCGGCCCUGCAACGCAUUACGAUGGAAUUCGAGCGCGAGAACGAAAUCAUGGACGAACGACAGGAGAUGAUGGAUGAUGCGAUCGAUGAGGCGACCGGUAUGGAGGAUGACGAGGCAGAAGGCGAAGAUAUUGUCAAGGAAGUCCUCGACGAGAUUGGUGUCGACUUGACUCAACUGCUGGGUGAGACUCCGUCGGGCGAGAUCCAGAAGGAAUCAGCCGGCAGUACUCGGGUUGCGCAGGCUAUCGGCGGCGGCGGUGGGCCUGGCGAUGCUGGUGAUGAUGACCUUCAAGCGCGUCUGGACAGCCUCCGACGAUGA